GAGCCCUAUCGUGAAAAAAAAUCAUAUGACUUGGAUCGAUUUGGAAAAGAAAAUAGGUUGAAUUUUCAUCACAGCACCGUUGCUUUCUUACACAUUUCGCGGAAUUCAAUCGAGCCAGAUUCGCAGCCCGCAGCCCGAGUCCAGACUUUCAGUCAACUCCCCCCAAUUACAGUAACAGUGCGCGUGUCGUGUGCUUUUUUUUGCUUUGUGUGUUGAUUUGUAAGUUUGCAACUAUGGACAGCUCAGGAUUCAUGUUCAACAUCGACAAUGGCUAUCUGGAGGGCCUGUGCCGUGGCUUCAAGUGUGGCAUCCUGAAGCAGGCGGAUUACUUGAAUCUGGUGCAGUGCGAAACCUUGGAAGAUCUGAAACUGCAUCUGCAGGGCACCGACUACGGCAGCUUUCUGGCCAACGAGCCCUCACCGCUGUCCGUGUCCGUGAUCGAUGACAAGCUGCGGGAGAAGCUGGUCAUUGAGUUCCAGCAUAUGCGCAACCAUGCUGUGGAGCCGCUGUCCAACUUCCUGGACUUCAUCACCUAUGGCUAUAUGAUCGACAACAUCAUUCUGCUCAUUACGGGCACGCUGCACCAGCGGCCCAUUUCGGAGCUGAUACCCAAGUGCCAUCCGCUGGGCAGCUUUGAGCAGAUGGAGGCCAUCCAUGUGGCAUCGACGCCCGCUGAGCUGUACAACGCUGUGCUGGUGGACACGCCGCUCGCCCCGUUCUUUGUCGACUGCAUUUCCGAGCAGGAUCUCGACGAGAUGAACAUCGAAAUCAUCCGCAACACGCUGUACAAAGCCUACCUGGAGGCCUUCUACAACUUCUGCAAGAACAUGGGAGGUGCCACCGCAGAUGUCAUGUGCGAGAUCUUGGCGUUUGAGGCCGAUCGCCGUGCCAUUAUCAUCACGAUCAACUCAUUCGGCACCGAGCUGUCCAAGGACGAUCGCGCCAAGCUGUAUCCCAACUGCGGCAAGAUGUACCCCGAUGGCUUGGCCGCGCUGGCCCGUGCCGACGACUACGAGCAAGUGAAGACCGUGGCCGAGUACUAUGCGGAAUACGCCGCUCUCUUCGACGGCUCCGGCAACAAUCCCGGCGACAAGACACUCGAGGAUAAGUUCUUCGAGCACGAGGUCAAGCUGAACGUGUACGCCUUCUUGCAACAGUUCCACUUUGGCGUCUUCUACGCGUACCUUAAGCUCAAGGAGCAGGAGUGCCGCAACAUUGUCUGGAUUGCCGAGUGCGUGGCCCAGAAGCAUCGCGCCAAAAUCGACAACUACAUACCAAUCUUCUAAGCCAAUCAGCCGCCCCCUCCCAGUCGGCAUUCAAAUAAUUAUUACUCGUUUUUUUUUUCCUCCUGCCCUUCAAGAUAUGUCUGUAUUUUUUUUUGUUUUUGGUUCUCCACCAAUCCCUUGUUAUCAAUUGUUUAAUGUAUAUUAAUAUUGUGUCUUUGUGCAAACUUUAUGUAUGUAUAUGUAGUUUUGUUACGAGUAUUAUUGUCGCUCCCCCGAUAAGUUCUUUUUCUCUUGGGUUUUUAGUUGAAUUGAGCAUUUUUCUGCUUCCAUAAGUAUCCUCCAUCCCACGGCAGAUAUUUAUAUCUAUAUAUAUAAGUAUGUAUGUACGCAGGAGGCAACUUAAGAGCGUUGUCUUCUCGUGUGCCUCACACAUAUUUAUAAUUAUCGAAACACACAAAACACAAAAUGAAUAGCAAAGCAUUGGGUAAGGAGAGCAUCAGCACCAUACCAUACAUAUGUUAUCUACUAUAUAGAAAUGCUUACAUUUACAGCAAACCAACAAACAAACAAAAACCUACAUAUGUGAAUGAUAUAAAUCAAUUAUUAAAACAUGUUUUCAAACAUUCCCUCAAACGUU
Drosophila subobscura is the source of this 1863-nucleotide messenger RNA. It is a transcript of the gene VhaAC39-1, whose product is annotated as V-type proton ATPase subunit d 1. The record is from RefSeq and is a predicted model, not a curated record. Gene Ontology annotation, cellular component: lysosomal membrane; early endosome; proton-transporting V-type ATPase, V0 domain. Lineage: Eukaryota; Metazoa; Arthropoda; Insecta; Diptera; Drosophilidae. Bases 234 to 1286 code for a protein of 350 amino acids. Gene Ontology annotation, molecular function: proton-transporting ATPase activity, rotational mechanism. The transcript has 3 exons. Gene Ontology annotation, biological process: vacuolar acidification; proton transmembrane transport; vacuolar transport.